AUGUAAUUUAAGAAUAUUGGAAUUAUUAAUUAAUUUUUUAUCAAAUUUUUAAUAGAUGUGUGGGUUUGUAAAAUGGGAAAUAUCUUAGAUUUAUAAAAAGAGAAGGAUACUUUGUUUGAGUGUAAGAGUGGAUAAUUCGAUGUUAAUUACUUGCAAUUUGGCUUAAUGUAGCCCACAAAUACUACAAAUUUUUAUGGCUGCUAAUUUGCUCAAAUGGAAAAUGUUUUUAUUGAAUGUAACUUAAAUCCAAAGUAGUACUUUUAAUCUAAAUGCUAAGGUAAAAACUAUUGUGAGAUAGAUUUUUAGGAAAUGAUUGAAUAAUCUUUCUAAAAUGAAUGCUUAGAUGCAGUAUAAUUAAAUUCUAUUUAUAUAUCUAUGCCUUGCGAAAAUUCAGAAAUGGAAUUUGGUUCAAUAAAAAUAUCAAAAAGGAGUCUAUCUAUUUUUAUCUUGUCUGUUGACAUUGCUAUAUUCUACAUAUUUUUUCUAUAUAUCUAUUUUAUGAAGAGAAAUAAUUAAAGAACAGCCGAUUAAAUAACUAUAAAUAACUGUUUGGCUAAAAAUUUUACUAUUUUAGUUAAAAAUCUUCCAAAUAUUGAGUAAAAUGUUUUGGUUUCUAGACUUUGGCAACAUCUUCAAACUUAUUUGGAUGAAAAAUGUGUAGAAUUGCAAUAAGAACAGAUUAAAAUAAUAGAUAUAAAGCUUGGAGUAAGAUAAACGUAAAUGAACAUUUAGAAGAAAAUAGGAUAAUAGUCUCGAUAUUUAGAGAAAUCAAUUAUGUAAUUCAUAAAAAAAUAUGACUUAUUAACUAAUAGUUAACAAAAAAAACAUAUUACUAUUAACUAUUUAUUGUAACUAUAAGAAUAAAUUAUUGAUUCAGAAUCAAAAUCUAAAGCAAAAAUUGAUUUAUAAAAAAUUACAUAAUUAAAAUUGAAUAUACAAAAAUUAAAAGCCAAGAGCUUUGAAAUGAUUUAGAGAAAAAAUGCAAUAAAUUUUGCAUGGGUCACUUUUGAAACAAUGGAGUAAAAGCAGCGUGCUUUUAAACUAUUAAGCAGCUCUUUUAUUACAGCAGUUUAUUAUCAUUUUUAUUAUUUAUUUUAUAACAUAUUUCAUAAAGAUCCUAAUUUCACUAAAAAUAAACUUCAUUUCAACUAAAGUGUACUUUUAGUUGAAAAAACUGUUGCCUCGGAAAGUAUUAAUUGGUCAAAUUUAUAUUACACUGUUUUAAAUAGAUCUUGCAGGAAAUUAUUUUCCCUUGCUAUUACAGUAGCUAUAUUAAUUGGAACUUUUUUGGUGUUAGCUAUUUUCGACUACUUUUAACUUUAGCUGACAAUUAAGUAUCCUUCGGUAAAUUGUGAAGAUAAAAAACUAAAAAAUAUUAAAAAAGAAGAUGUCGAGAAUUUUUCAGAUAGUACUUACUAAUAUGAUAGGAUGAUAAAAAUUGAGUGCUUUUGCUGGUAAUAGGAAUUUUAAUAUAAAUUUUAGAGUAGCUUAAGUUCGAUCUGCAGUGAUUGGUAUAAAAAUUACUUGGCUCAGUUAGCAAUGCCAAUUGCCAUAGUUUUUGCUCUUUUAUUUAUAAAUUACAUCAUUAAAUAAAUCUACAAAACUUUGUCAAAAUUUGAAAAAUAUAAAUUUAUAAAUAACCAAAUGAACUCAACAAUUAAUAAAAUAUUCUUAUUUUCGUUCAUUAACUCUGCAUUUAUUGUUUAUUUGGUUAAUAUGGAGCAAAGCGGUUAUUUUUCUUAGUUUGCUUAAUCUUAAGGUGGAUUUAUUUCAUAAGUUCUAUCUUCAGGAUAAUAUAUUAGUUUUAAUCCGGAGUGGUAUAGAAAUGUUGGAAUAAUAUUUACUAUUGGCAUAUUGUCUAAAGCAUUUAGUGUACCUUUUGGAAAAUUGAUGAUCUAUGUUUAUAAAAAGUUUAUAAUUUGGAUAGAUUAAAAAUGUACUUUAGAUUCAAACAUAACAAGAUGUAAAAGUAAUAAUUAAUGGAUAAGAAUAAGAAAAGGUCCUAAAUUUAGUAUCUAGUACAGAUAUGCAUAACAUUUGGAAGUCUUGUUUUUGAUGAUGACCUAUGGUGCAGGAAUGCCAUUGCUAUAUUUAGGAGUAUUUUUAUACUUUUUAUUUAGCUUUUACACUGAUAAAAUAAUGCUAUUUAAAUUUUGCAGAAAAUCUAUACCACUUGAUUAGUAAAUGGCCAAUUACUUUUAGUAUAUGCUCUAUUAUAGCUUAAUUAUACAUAGGUUUACUUAUAUUUUAACAUUUAAUAACCCUGCUUUGUUUUAUGAUUUGUAAGAUCUUAGUAAUUAAUCAUAUAAUGCUGUCAUCGAUGUCUUUACUUAGCAAUCUAUUUAUUUUGUUCCAAUUAGUUUGGGAGCUUCUUUAAUAAUAGUUACAUAUUUUUUAAAAUUAAUGUUUAAACCGCUAGAUGCUUAUAAAUGGUUCUGUCGUAAGUCUAAUUCAAAAUCCGAAAAGAAAAGUAUAAUCAAGAAUAAUAAAUUUUACGAGUUUAUGGAAAGAGACUAAAUAGAAAAAGAAUUGCUUUUAUUAGAUUAUACUCUAACUUUUGAGUAACCAUGCUUAUAUAUGAAGAAUAAACUUAUUGAAAAAAAAUAAAUAUUAAAUGAAUAUCUAAAUUAAAUCGAGCAAAACCCACCUCAGCUUACUUUUAUUGGAAAUUAUUCAUAUGAUUACAAACUAAGCUCUAAUUAUUCUAAGUAUUUCAGAUGGCAAAAAGAACUAAAGUUAAAUUAUGAAAAUAGUUGUUUUUAUUUUGAAAAAUAGAUUUUCUCAAAUAAGAAAUCAAAUUUGGAUAUUAUUUUAGAAGAUAAUUAAAUAAAUUAAGAUAACUAAGAAUACAGUUAAACUACUCCUAAAGAUGAAGAAAUAAUUGACAUAUGUCCAGAACUUUUAGAUGGAAAUAUGCAGUAAAUAAAAUGUUCUGAUUUUUAAAUAAUGAAAAAGUGA
Messenger RNA from Tetrahymena thermophila SB210, 2958 nucleotides. Its product is annotated as transmembrane protein, putative. Gene Ontology annotation, molecular function: calcium-activated cation channel activity. Gene Ontology annotation, cellular component: plasma membrane. The record is from RefSeq and is a predicted model, not a curated record. The transcript is spliced from 10 exons. Lineage: Eukaryota; Ciliophora; Oligohymenophorea; Hymenostomatida; Tetrahymenidae.